This is a messenger RNA of Cinclus cinclus, 3433 nucleotides long. It is a transcript of the gene ANKIB1, whose product is annotated as ankyrin repeat and IBR domain containing 1. Gene Ontology annotation, molecular function: ubiquitin conjugating enzyme binding; zinc ion binding; ubiquitin protein ligase activity. The record is from RefSeq and is a predicted model, not a curated record. Bases 129 to 3413 code for a protein of 1094 amino acids. The transcript is spliced from 20 exons. Gene Ontology annotation, biological process: protein polyubiquitination; ubiquitin-dependent protein catabolic process; positive regulation of proteasomal ubiquitin-dependent protein catabolic process. Gene Ontology annotation, cellular component: ubiquitin ligase complex; cytoplasm. NCBI's taxonomy places the organism in Eukaryota, Metazoa, Chordata, Aves, Passeriformes, Cinclidae.
CGGGCGCGGAGGCGCCGGGAAGGGCCGGGGAGAGCCCCUGUGAGGAACCGGCUGUGAAGCAUGUUAUAGAACCAUAGAAGCGGAUGAAGGGGAAAGGAAGAAGUGCCAUUGAUAGCUAGGAUAGCAACAUGGGAAAUACAACCACCAAGUUCCGCAAAGCUCUUAUAAAUGGAGAUGAAAACUUGGCCUGCCAAAUCUAUGAGAGCAACCCUCAACUAAAAGAAACUCUUGACCCAAAUACUUCUUAUGGAGAAACGUACCAGCACAAUACUCCACUCCAUUAUGCUGCUAGGCAUGGAAUGAAUCGUAUCCUGGGAACUUUCCUUUUUGUUCGAGAUGGUAACCCAAAUAAAAGGAAUGUGCACAAUGAGACAUCUAUGCACUUACUGUGUAUGGGACCUCAGAUCAUGAUCUCAGAGGGAGCUCUUCAUCCUCGCCUGACACGACCCUCGGAAGAUGACUGCAGGAGAGCUGAUUGUCUGCAAAUGAUCCUGAAGUGGAAGGGAGCAAAGCUGGAUGAAGGGCAAUAUGAACGAGCAGCCAUUGAUGCUGUUGAUAACAAAAAAAAUACACCUUUGCACUAUGCUGCUGCCUCAGGGAUGAAAACCUGUGUUGAGCUUCUAGUAAAACAUGGUGGAGAUUUGUUUGCAGAAAAUGAAAAUAAAGAUACCCCAUGUGACUGUGCAGAGAAACAGCACCACAAAGAGCUGGCUCUUAACCUGGAAUCUCGAAUGGUAUUUUCACGUGAUCCUGAAGCUGAAAGCAUUGAAGCUGAGUAUGCUGCUUUAGACAAAAAAGAGCCAUAUGAGGGGCUAAGACUUCAAGACCUGCGAAGGCUUAAGGAUAUGCUGAUUGUGGAAUCUGCUGACAUGCUUCAAGCCCCACUCUUCACUGCAGAAGCUCUACUUCGGGCACAUGACUGGGACAGGGAGAAGUUACUUGAAGCCUGGAUGUGUAACCCAGAGAGCUGCUGCCAGCGUUCAGGGGUUCAGAUGCCAACUCCUCCUCCGAGCGGAUACAACGCGUGGGACACGCUCCCUUCUCCACGAACUCCACGCACCACUCGCUCUUCUGUCACCUCCCCUGAUGAAAUCAGCCCCUCACCAGGAGACAUGGAGACAGCUGUGUGUGACAUUUGCAUGUGUAAUAUUUCUGUGUUUGAAGACCCAGUGGAUAUGCCUUGUGGACAUGACUUCUGCAGAGCUUGCUGGGAGGCAUUUUUGAAUCUGAAAAUUCAGGAGGGUGAAGCUCACAACAUUUUUUGCCCAGCAUAUGAUUGUUUCCAGCUUGUGCCUGUAGACAUCAUAGAAAGUGUGGUUUCCAAGGAGAUGGACAAGAGAUACCUUCAGUUUGACAUUAAGGCCUUUGUUGAAAAUAAUCCUGCUAUUAAAUGGUGUCCUAUACCUGGCUGUGAAAGAGCAGUAAGGCUGACAAGACAAGGGUCAAAUUCAACAGGAUCAGAUACACUUAGCUUCCCUAUGCUAAAAGCCCCUGCAGUAGAUUGUGGAAAAGGACAUCUUUUCUGCUGGGAAUGUCUUGGUGAAGCACACGAACCUUGUGACUGCCAGACCUGGAAGGACUGGCUACAGAAAAUAUCUGAAAUGAAACCAGAAGAACUUGUGGGAGUGAGUGAGGCCUAUGAGGAUGCUGCCAACUGCCUGUGGUUAUUGACCAACUCCAAACCUUGCGCCAACUGCAAGUCUCCAAUCCAGAAGAAUGAGGGCUGCAACCACAUGCAGUGUGCAAAGUGCAAAUAUGACUUUUGCUGGAUAUGCUUAGAAGAAUGGAAGAAGCACAGCUCUUCCACCGGAGGCUACUACAGAUGCACUCGCUAUGAAGUCAUUCAGCAUGUAGAGGAGCAGUCCAAGGAGAUGACAGUAGAGGCUGAAAAGAAGCAUAGAAGAUUUCAAGAGCUUGAUAGGUUUAUGCACUAUUAUACAAGAUUUAAGAACCAUGAACUCAGCUACCAGUUAGAGCAGCGCCUUCUAAAAACAGCCAAAGAAAAGAUGGAGCAGUUGAGUAGAGCUCUAAGUGGAACUGAGGGAGGCUGUCCUGAUACCACAUUCAUUGAAGAUGCAGUGCAAGAACUUCUAAAAACUCGCCGCAUUCUUAAGUGUUCUUAUCCAUAUGGAUUCUUUUUGGAGCCUAAAAGCACAAAGAAAGAAAUAUUUGAACUUAUGCAGACAGACCUUGAAAUGGUCACUGAAGACCUUGCACAGAAAGUGAACAGGCCUUACCUUCGGACACCUCGCCAUAAAAUCAUCCGAGCAGCGUGUCUGGUGCAGCAGAAGCGACAGGAGUUCCUGGCCUCUGUGGCCCGUGGGGUUGCUCCUGCAGACUCUCCAGAAGCACCCAGGCGCAGCUUUGCUGGUGGAACAUGGGAUUGGGAGUAUUUAGGAUUUGCAUCCCCUGAGGAAUAUGCUGAAUUUCAGUAUCGGAGGAGGCACAGACAGCGUCGACGUGGAGACAUGCACAGUCUGCUGAGUAACACUCCAGACCCUGAUGACCCCAGUGAGAGUACAUUAGACACUCAGGAAGGUGGCAGCAGUAGAAGACAUGGCACCUCCAUGGUGAGUUCAGCUUCUAUGGGCAUUCUGCACAGCUCUUCGCUUCAUGACUAUACCCCUGUCAGUCGCUCUGAAAACCAGGAUUCUCUUCAGGCUCUGAGUUCACUGGAUGAAGAUGACCCAAACAUCCUGCUAGCUAUUCAGCUGUCAUUACAAGAAUCUGGCUUGGCCAUAGAUGAAGAAACUAGAGACUUUCUAAAUAACGAGGCAUCUUUAGGAGCAAUAGGUACCUCUUUGCCUACAAGACUGGACUCUGCUCCCAUAAGUAUAGACAACCCAAGGGGUGCUUUGAGCAGCUCUGAGCUGCUAGAACUUGGUGACAGUCUGAUGAGACUGGGUGGAGGCAAUGAUCCCUUCUCAGCUGAUCGUCUUCAUUCCCACCCCUGCAGCGAGACAAGAAGUGGAUUAUACUCAACAUCAAGUGAUGCUGAUUCCAGCAGUCAAGAUCCCAAUACCAAUGAAAAUCUGCUUGGAAAUAUUAUGGCCUGGUUUCAUGACAUGAACCCCCAGAGUAUUGCUCUGAUCCCCUCAACAAGUACAGAAACAGAUGAGGAGUCACAGCAACCCAGUACUGAAGAUGGGUCAGCAGGGCAACCAAAUCUUACAGACACAGGGCUGGAGCCUCAGGAAGAGCAUGCACUGUUUGAGGAUGCACUCAAAAAUGAAGGCAGAGGAACCCAAACAGAGGAAAGCCCUUCUGAAGAAAACAUUAUUCCAAGUGAAACAGUAUCACAAAUUGGUGAUACUAACAGGGAGGUAACAAGCACCCUAGAUGCUCCAGGAGAUAGUUCAAGUCAGACUCCUCUAACCUCAAGUGAAUGGACUGAACACGUGCAUCUGGUAUGAAUAAAAAACUAAAUCUGGAG